Messenger RNA from Eublepharis macularius, 789 nucleotides. Its product is annotated as forkhead box protein D3-like. Gene Ontology annotation, biological process: regulation of transcription by RNA polymerase II; cell differentiation; anatomical structure morphogenesis. The record is from RefSeq and is a predicted model, not a curated record. The transcript is spliced from 3 exons. NCBI's taxonomy places the organism in Eukaryota, Metazoa, Chordata, Lepidosauria, Squamata, Eublepharidae. The coding region runs from base 1 to 789 and encodes 262 amino acids. Gene Ontology annotation, molecular function: RNA polymerase II cis-regulatory region sequence-specific DNA binding; DNA-binding transcription factor activity, RNA polymerase II-specific.
AUGGAGGGAACUGGAGCUGAGGGGCCGAGGCAGCCCGGAGUUUCCUUCACCAUUGAUUACCUGCUUUUUGAUAAAGGAAAAGCACCUCAAGAGGACCCGGAGUCUCGGGAUCACCAGGACCCUGGAUUCUCCAGAGGAAAAGAGGUCACAGCAGUGGUGGGACCACAGUCACAGGGGUCUCUAGACCUUCUGGAUAAACCUAACCUGUCCUACAUCGCCCUCAUUUCUACCGCCAUCCUCUCAUCCCCGGAGAAGAAGCUGCUGCUCUGCGACAUCUAUCAGUGGAUCAUGGAUAAGUACCCCUACUUCAAAAACAAGGAAAAAAGCUGGCGCAACAGUGUGCGGCACAACCUCUCCUUGAACGAGUGCUUUGUCAAAGCCGGCCGAAGCGACAACGGGAAGGGCCACUUCUGGGCUAUCCACCCAGCCAACCUGGAGGACUUCUCCAAGGGCGAUUAUCACCGGCGAAGGGCUCGGCGCCGCAUCCGGAGGAUGGCAGUGAACUUUGGCUACCAUCUUCCGUACACCUUUUACGGACUCAGCUGCUGCCUGAGCCGCUGCUGCCUUGGCUGUUCUCCAUAUACCCACCCCAGGCUUCCUGGCCUGCCUCUGCCUUGCCUGCCGAGUUACCCACCUCUCCUGAUCCCCGCAGCUGCCUCCUUAUUCCCUCACCCUUUCUUCCCUGGAGGAGGGACAGAGAAAUCUCCAGCUGAAAAACGUCUUCGCUGGGCCACCGGAAACAGGCCAGCCCUCCCAAUGGCACCCCUGCAAACCCACACCAACCUCUGA